UAAACUUCCCAAGUAUACACUACUUUUUGUCUUCCUAUUUUUCUUGUGAAUGUCAAAUUUUACGUGUCUUCAAUAGAUAUUUGACGGAGUUUAUGAAAUAGUUCUGGAUGAACAAUAUUCAUAAAGUUUGACGAUGAAGAAUGUCUGAUACAAAUGAACAAAGUGAUGACAAAGUAAAAGGAGAUGAAGAAAUUGCUCUUCAUGAAACAGAUCCCGAAGAAAAGUUGAGUAAUGGUCACAGCCAUUCUAAGUGCAAAGAUCAUUUACGAAGGAUACUUACGGUGUGUAUCAUUCUCUGUCUGGCAUUGAAUGUAUGUGUGUUAGUAGAUUUAUCGUCAGUGACAACUAAUUUGUCUCAGCCAUCUGAUGCACAUGCAUCUUCUGAGAUAACAUCUAUUAAAACAAAAGAAAGUACUUGUGUUUACCUCACCGAUAGGGAAUACUGGAAAUCAAUUCCAGAUCAUUUGGACAAGUACUGUAAACCAAAGCAGGUUGAAGGUGGAGAUGGUGGUUACGUACCAAAAAUGUUCCAAUGUCCAGGAGCCCCGGGGCUGUACAUUCCUCUUCUAUGUCUGUGCGACUAUAAUGUUACUUGUCCAGAUAUAAACAAUACAAAGGACCAGACCGAACACUAUAGGAAAAGAUCUUGUAUAAAUUGCACGGCUGAAAAUUAUUGUCCAUGCCAAAACUUCGGCAAAUGUCAAAAUUGCACGGACAAAAAGAUUUCAUCUUUGAAAUGUUUGUGUCAACCAGGAACUAAUGGGACUUACUGUACCAAAAUUUAUAAAAGACUGUGUAGUAUAUCCGAGAAAUCAAAUAGAUUGGAAAACUGCAAAAAUUCGAAUAACCUUGAGUGUUUUCUUCGACUAAAUAAUCAUGAAACGUAUAUCUGUAAAUGGAAAGAAUUAAUGAAUGGUGAUUAUCCGAAUUGUGCAGUGUCAGUUUCUGCAAUGAACAUGAUGAAAGGGGGAAUGCCGAAUUCAGAAGUAAUGCAAAAAUCAGAACCUCCUCAACUUACAACUUCAAAAAGUUUGUUAUGGGCAAUACUUUUACUUCUUGUUAUGGCUGUUAUAUUGCUUGCAAUUUGGGAAUUUUAUGGAAGAUGUCAAACAUUUAUCAAGAAAUGUCGCAAGAAAAAAUCAUAGCCUAAUGCAAAGAUGAACAUUUACAUCACAUUUUACGUUUGCUCGUUUGAAUAGACAUUUGCUCAUCUCUCAUACACAAAUUUAUCAUUGCAGUGAAAUGUACAUACAUUUUUAUAUUUUUAAAAGUUACUGAAAUGUUAAUAUAUUUGGAUUGAAACAAAUGAUGUAAAUUUUGUUAUGUGGAUAUAAUUACAAAAUACAUUAAUAUGUAGACUCUAUAGACGUCCACAUCUGAUACACAGUUUUUUUCCCUUUAACUCAUACCUUGUACACAAAUUUUCAUCUUUUAUUUGUUGGUUACAUUAUGAUAACCAUUAUCUUUUCAUUUGUGUGUAUAAUUUAUUGAUAAUGAAUUGAUAUCAAUAAACAAGCUAUUUUUUUAAUCUAAACUUAUGAACGACAUAUAGUGACAUAUAUAAAGGUACAAUACUACCAAAUCAUAAUUCGUCACAUGCGGUUGCAUACUAAAAAGGGUCGGGAAAAAUUUCCCCUUGAAUAUGACAGUUGUAGGAAAUUCAUCCUAUUUUUCAUUACAGUAAAAAGUUUCAAAGUCAUAGAUAUACAUCUUAUGUGUUUCAAAGCACCAUCAUUUUUUUUUUAUUUUGGGUUUCUAUAGAAUACUUUGGAAAGUCGAGGCUACAUGACUGAAGCUUGUACGCCGGAAAAAUAAGGCUAAACAUUAGAUUGGUUAACUUCCAGUGAUGGUUAAUUUUGUAUAUGCAAUGAAACAUUAUGUGACUUUUUUUUGUUUAUAGUAUUGUACAGGAUAAAACUUCACUCAUGUCAUGUAUUUUUUAUUUGAAAUAAAGAUAAAUUCAGCAAAUUUCUUUGAAAAGUACAAAUUUAACAAAGACAAGUAGGAGAAAAUCAAUGGUUGUAUAACCACCUAAAAAUAUAUGUAAGACUCAAAUAUAUGAUGGGUUCCAAAUCUUUGGCAGAUUCCUAACCUAUGGCAGAUUCCUAACCUAUGACAAAUGUGACGUUUCAAACGUCAAACAACUCAAAUCUAUGGUAGAUGUUUGUUUUCUCCCAAAUCUAUGGCAGAUCUUUGACUUGCGUCACAAUUGAAUAACGCCCUAUUUCAUAGUCGCCCCCGCAAACGUUGGCGAAACCCGUAGAAUUUAACACCAUUCCAGAUAUAGGCAUAUAUUAGGAAUCUGUCAUAGAUUUGCAACCCACCAUAGAUUUGAGUCCUACAUAUAUGUCCACUGUUACCUCUCACUUCUCUUUGCAUAAUAAUUUUUUUGUAAUUAGAUGGUUACCGUGGUGUUGCCAAGUUCAUUGUUAUGUUAUAUUUAACAAAUUGUAAAACGUCAUAACAUAAUAUAGCAAAGAAAUCGUGAAUUUGUAGUACGUGUAUUAUAAUUAUCGUAGUUUUGGGAAUAGUAAGUUAAAGAUAUAACUGUUGCCCUAAUGUCCUUCUGAAAUAAUGAUUUAAGUAUAUUAUAUGUAAUAUACUAUGUUUUAAUUAUAAAUCUACGAAAACGCAAGUAUUGGAACAAGUAUAAAUUCCUAAUCAGUGAAAAUUUAAUUACCGUGUACCUUUAUUUACCUCCCUUCAAACGAACGAAAAGCUGCCUUUAAAUUUUUCGAAACACUAAGAAUUUUGUAACAAAGGGAAAGAUCACCGAAGUCCUUAGCUGUAUUUGACAAAACCUUCUGGAAUUUUAGGUCCUUACUGUCCGUCGACCUCCUUCUUUAUUUGGUAUAUCUAACGGUUUUGAUUAAAUCACCACUAAUGAGUCUUUCGUUGACAAAACGCUCGUGCAGGGGUUCAAAAUUUAAUAUUGGUAUCUAUGAUGUGUUAAUCUAGGACUGUAAAAAGUUUUCAAACUAAGUUUACCGUUGCAAUACUGGAUCGGCUAGUAUUUGUUUGUAAUUUCUAAUAUAACGGUUUUAAAAAUGUAUCAUCCAAUGCUUUCAAUAAUUUCAGGGGAAAAACAAAUUCUUUAUUCUUGACAUUAAGGGUAGUGAAAAAAUAUUCCUGCUUAAAACACUUCCAAAAUUCCAAAACAUUUUAAAUUAAAAUAAUUUUACAAUUAUCAUGUUUAUAACUCUGGAAUGACCACUGGCAUGCAUUUUAUAAUCUGAUACAUUUAGUAGUGCACGGUUGUUACAUCUCUAUCAAACGGGUACUAAUUAUUUAAACAUAUCGAAUAAGCAGAAUUGUGUAAAAAAAAACUCGAACAUAUGUACGUCAGCUCUGUCAUUUCAAGUAACCAGGUUUGAAUGAUUGAAUUUGUAUGUUUUUGCUACAAGAAGUAUAUUUUUUUUAAAAGCUUCAUAUUUUCAGCUUAAAAUUUUGUUUGAAAUUAAAACAAUAUAUGCAAAGGGUCGAAACUUCUUCUUUCAUUUCUCACCUGAUUUUUUUUCUGUUAAAGUAGUCGACUUCACACAUUUUUGAUAUCCGCAUCAGUUAGGGCAAGUUCAGAACGUUUAACAUUAAAACUUUUUUUUAACGCAACAUGGUUUAAAAUGAUUUUGUUCAUUCGUAUGUGAUUAUUAUUCCCUUGGUACUGUUGAUACGGUUGUCGCUCAUAAAUGUAGAACGAUCCAAUGCUUUUUUUUUUAUAUAAGCUAUAAGAAAUUAUCGUUGGAAAGUAAAAAUCUAAAUUAAAUGGUGAAGUCUUACUUAUAUCGACAAUUAAAAUAACAAAUUGAAAAAUAAGACUUUAUUAAUUAGAUAUAGGAAGAUGUGGUGUGAGUGCCAAUGAGACAACUCUCCAUCCAAAUAACAAUUUAAGAAUUAAACCAUUUUAGGUUAAAGCACGGCCUUCAACACGGAGCCUUGGCUCACACCGAACAACAAGCUAUAAAGGGCCCCAAAAUUACUAGUUUAAAACCAUUCAAACGGGAAAACCAACGGUCUAAUCUAUAUAAACAAAACGAGAAACGAGAAACACGUAUAUUUUACAUAAACAAACGACAACUACUGUACAUCAGAUUCCUGACUUAGGACAGGUGCAAACAUUUGCAGCGGGAUUAAACGUUUUAAUGGAUCCAAACCUUCUCCCUUUUUCUGAAACAAUAGCAUAACAUCACAACAGAGAAAAACAUACGAUAAAAUAUCAAUUGGCAGACUUAACUCAAUCAAAAAACGUAUGAUUACACAAUGAACGAAUAAAUUUGAUCUGCGAUAUCUGAAUACAAAUGCACAGUUAAUUAAAUCUUAGAGACAAACAUUCAUGACCAAAAGGCUAACAAACAAAUUCAAACACACUGAGAAAUAUUUAACCAAUCAAUGUUCACUUUAGAAAAAAAAAACGUUUUUUUAUAAUCUUGAAGUUUAUACAAAUGUUGUAAGAAUAAGUGAAAAAUUGAAGAUAUUACAAAUAAUCAAAGCUGGUGUACAGACAAGAUCCAUAUAAAUAAAAAAUGCCAAAAAAGCAUUAUAAACAGUAUCAACAGUUCGAAUUAACAAGAAAAUACGAUUUGAGAGUACUCGCAGUUACUGACAGCUAGUUAAAAGCCAAAACCAAUUAAUAGUAAAAAAGCAUGCAUCAGAGACUAAAAUCGACUAAAACACAUCACAGGGAUUUAGUAUUUUAACGUCAUUAAUAGUCAAAGAAGACAUGACUUGUGCAAUGCCAAAAAUAAAUGUAUCGACAGGUAGUAGUAUAGUGAAGAGCGAUUAAGCAUAUUUAAAUCUUUUGUUUUAUAUAUUGAGUUUUGUGUACUGUGGUUUGUAUUUUUGUCCUUUUUCAUUUUUUUUUAUUACAUUGUCUGUUUGUUUUAGCAUUAUUUUUUUAAAUAUCUUUCGGGAUUUUUUGCCUCUCUAAUGCGUAGUUAGAAAAGAGAAAAACUUUGUUGUUAGCAAUAAAUUUUCGAAUGAUACCGGUGAAAGUAAGUCAUUAAAAAAUCACCCAUUAUAUCAUUGUAUUUUGCUAUCAUUAUUAUUUUGAAGUGAACUAUAAUAUCCGUCCAUAUUGAAUGGAACGCCAAAUGUUGAAAUGUAUUUUUAAUAAAUUUGAAAUGGUGAAUGUCGUAAACAGAAAACGACUCGUAUAUAAUUGAAUUAGCGUUUCCAUUAACAGUAUUUUUCAUGUUUUCCAUCAUAAAAUUCAUUUUGUUCUAAAUUGAAAGAGUUGUGUUUGUCACAUUUCUUACAUGCGUUAUUUUGCACAUAUGUUAUAUUAUAUGUGUUUUGUUAGUUGAAAUCAAACAUUUGAAGCACAUUUGUUUUGUUAGAAAUCCUUAUAAUUACACUGUAAAUAUAAUGAUUACAUAAUAAUGCUCAUUUUUUACCUGAUAUUUA
Mytilus trossulus (common blue mussel) is the source of this 5400-nucleotide messenger RNA. RefSeq lists its product as uncharacterized. The transcript has 11 exons. The record is from RefSeq and is a predicted model, not a curated record. NCBI's taxonomy places the organism in Eukaryota, Metazoa, Mollusca, Bivalvia, Mytilida, Mytilidae. Bases 141 to 1145 code for a protein of 334 amino acids.